GCACCAUGCUGAACCGAAGCCGCCGUAAGCAGUUUGGGAUUGCGGUAACAGCGACACUGAUCUACGCGUCAUACGGGUCGUUCAUGGGAUGGCCCGCACCUACUCUGCUCAUCCUCGAGUCUGAGCACUCGCCCGUCCCGUUGACGGCUGACGAAGGCUCGUGGCUGGCGUCCAUCAACUCGCUCACCAUGCUGGUCGGCAUAUUCGCCGCCGGGUUCGCCGUGGACCGCGUGGGCCGGAAGAAGCUGCUGCUGGCCGCCGCCGUGCCCCUCCUCGUCUGGUGGCUGAUGGUCGCCUUCGCCGACUCCUUCGGCAUGCUGCUUGCCGCCAGGUCAAUCGGCAGCCUCAGUGGCGGACUCAUCAACACCGUGAUGCCCAUGUACCUGUCUGAAAUUGCCGACGCCGACAUACGGGGCACAAUCAUAACUGUUCACAAUGUGCUGACGGAUACUGGCAGUUUGUUGAUCUACUGCCUCGGCCCUUACCUCUCUAUUACAAAUGCCGCUGCUAUUUGUGCAACCUUACCCGUUAUUUUUUUCAUCACCUUUGUAUGGAUGCCCGAAUCUCCGUACUUCCUUUUAAUGCGAUGCACGGAACAAGACGCCGCCAAUACACUUCAGAAGAUAAAGGGAGAUCUCAGCCCCGAGGAGCUAAAGGCGGAACUGGACAUGAUGCAUGACAGCAUACGGCGGAAGCAAGAAACGAAAGGAAAGCUUAAAGACCUGCUGACCAUACCAGUGCAUCGUCGGACACUGCUCGUAACAUUAGGUUUCAUUAUACUGCAAAUGUCCACCGGCGCUAUAGCGCUGUCGACUUACACGAACACGAUAUACAAAAUGAGCGGCAGUGAACUCGAUCCGAACUUGUCCUCUAUUAUGCAGAUCUCUGUCCAGCUCUUGUCGAGCGUCGGGGCGUCAUUAGUGAUUGACCGGUUCGGUCGGAAGACGCUCGUCAUGGUGUCUCUGGUAACCUGCGGCGUCUGCCUCGCUGUUGAGGGCGCUUACUUCUACGUCAACGACGUCCGAGGAGACGUCCCUUCCGCCUUCGCCUGGGUGCCACUCGCUGCCAUGAUUGGCUUCAAUGUCUCCUUCAGUUUCGGCGCAGGGUCAGUCCUCUAUCCGAUAAUAGGCGAGAUAUACCACGUCUCUGUGAAGGGCGCCGCCACACCCAUCAACACGACGGUGAUAGCGCUGUACGGCUUCUUCCUGAAGAAGAUGUUCCAGGUGGUGUCGGACAGCGUGGGCGCCUACUGGUCCUUCUGGGCCUUCUCCGUGCUGUGUGUGUGCGGCGCUGUGUACACCUACUUCCUGCUGCCCGAGACCAAGGGCAAGACAUUCGCGCAGAUCAACCGGGAGAUAGACGCUCGAUUCGGCGGGAGUAGUCGGCAACUCACUGCUGAUCUCGGAAAUGAGGAACCUGAGUGAGACGCAGAGAUUCUGAACUUACCAG
Molecule: messenger RNA, 1449 nt
Organism: Schistocerca nitens (vagrant locust)
Lineage: Eukaryota; Metazoa; Arthropoda; Insecta; Orthoptera; Acrididae
Product: facilitated trehalose transporter Tret1-like
Exons: 3
Coding region: 6-1424 (472 amino acids)
Biological process (GO): transmembrane transport
Cellular component (GO): membrane
Molecular function (GO): transmembrane transporter activity
Source: RefSeq, a predicted model, not a curated record